Molecule: messenger RNA, 1269 nt
Organism: Nerophis lumbriciformis (worm pipefish)
Lineage: Eukaryota; Metazoa; Chordata; Actinopteri; Syngnathiformes; Syngnathidae
Source: RefSeq, a predicted model, not a curated record
AUGAUGCGCCUACCAAAAGGCGUCUCCCCAGCAUCGGGACUUCCGUGCAGCCAGCACAAGAUAAAGCUCCUGGCCGGCGAGUUCUUCAGCACUGGCCUGUCCAGUCCGCCGCUGAGUACGGUACCGGCGGGCUACUUCAGUCAGAUCUGCCCCAACACCGCCGGUGUGGAACAAAGAGCCCACAGCCUCUACUCGACCCCCCACGGACCCGACCAGAAGCCCAUCAGAUCAACCACCGGACGGCUGCCGGCUAAAAGGAAGUUGGAUCUUGAAGACCCUGUGUUCCUCAACGAAUUCCGAACCCCAAAGGGCAAAGGAGGCUUAGCAAGUCCAAGAACACCCAAGUCACCAGGGGAGCGGACGAGGUACGACACUUCGCUGGGCCUGCUGACCAAGAAAUUUGUGGGCCUCAUUGCCGAGUCCCCCGAUGGCGUCCUGGAUCUGAACUGGGCCACAGAGGUGCUGGAAGUCCAAAAGAGGAGGAUAUAUGACAUUACUAAUGUCCUGGAGGGAGUCCAGCUCAUCAGGAAAAAGUCAAAGAACAACAUCCAGUGGCUGGUUGGAGAUGUGUUCGAAGGCGGCGCCAGCGGAGGACAGAAGGCCCGAGCGUUACGGAAGGAGCUUGGAGACCUGGAGCGAGCCGAGCGAUCGCUAGACGAACUCAUUCACUCCAGCAGCACACAGUUGAAACAGCUCACUGAACACAAAGACAGUGAAGAGUUGGGCUACGUAACGUACCAAGACAUACGCUCCAUCGGUACCCUCAGAGAGGAGACAGUCAUCGCUGUCAAGGCCCCUUCCGAGACUAAGCUGGAGGUCCCAGAUACGGCGGGGGGCUCAUUACAGAUCUAUCUGAAGAGUAAGAACGGUCCCAUUGAAGUGUAUCUUUGUCCAGAGGAGGGUCUCGAAGAUCCAAGUCCGGUUAAAAGUUCAGUCACACCAGAAAAGCCCACCGCGACAUCACCGAGCCGAAGCAGCGUGAAAGAAGAGCCCGUUGAAGCAAACGUGUCAACCGUGGCCGCUUCGACCUCCUCUUCCUCGUCUCUGCUGGACGUGGAGCGUCUGCUUGGUUUGCCCCCAAGCUUGCUGCAGAUGACCGAGGACCAGCUACCUGGCGCCUCCUUCCCUGCCGACACCAGUGGAGGUGGCGCCACCCCCUUCGUAAGCUUCUCCCCGCCUCUGGACCACAGCGACUACCUAUGGAGCCUAGAGGACGGCGAGGGUGUGUCCGACUUCUUCGACACGUAUGACCUUAAUGAUCUCUUGUAG